Fopius arisanus is the source of this 681-nucleotide messenger RNA. RefSeq names its product leucine-rich repeat extensin-like protein 5. NCBI's taxonomy places the organism in Eukaryota, Metazoa, Arthropoda, Insecta, Hymenoptera, Braconidae. The coding region runs from base 1 to 681 and encodes 226 amino acids. The transcript has 2 exons. The record is from RefSeq and is a predicted model, not a curated record.
AUGCUCAAGGACAUCCUUCCAGUGGACCCAACCACUGGCUCCGCAUCUCCAACCUCCGGGUUCGGCCCUACUCCUCCAGCGACCCCAGUCCCUGGCACCCCACCUCCGACCUCCGGGUUCGGCCCAGCCUCUCCAGCGACUCCGGUCACUGGCCAACAACCUCCAGUAACACCCGUUCCUGGCCCCAGGCCUCAGAGAGAGACCUCCGAGAUGACCUCAUCAGGCGUCACCUCAGCCCAGCCGGACACCAAACCUGGACGGAAGACCACCAGGAAGGGACCAAACUCCAAAAGGAUUUGGUGCUUCGACUCCACGACCACUUCUGGGAAGUACCGGGCCUACGAGGACCAGAGGCAACAGGACCCACUUCGCCAGCACUCGUACUGGGCCGCGUUCGAGUCGGGUACGCCAACGAACUCCCAGUAUUGGGCUCCUUCGAGCUACGGCUCGGCCUCUCCCGUGGGGAAUCUUCCCCCCCGGGCUGAUUCUCCGGCGAAUACAAGAAGCCAGGACCGACCAGGGUACUACACGUACGCCUCGUCCCCAAGCGCAGCACCCACAUCAAUCCCUGCUGCUGGAAUCACGCUGCCAGCCGAGACCAUCGCAGCGAUUGCAGAACUCCUGACUGGAAAGAGGACCAUCGCCUCGGCCCGCUCGGCCGAAUCACGGGACCCUCACUAG